AUGAAUAAUAUUUUGAAAAGAUACUUGGAGAGUAGUUAUGACUUGUUGUCCUUCUUUGAACACUAUGAGAGAGUGUUGGAUGAUCGGCGAUAUAACGAGUUAAAUGCUGACUUCAAAAUGAUGCAUACCUCUUCGGUAUUAUCUGCUACCGUAGAGAUGUUGCAACAUGCAGAGGAGGUGUAUACACCCAAAGUUUUUAAGUUGUUUCAGAAGCAAUAUACAGUUAUCGGUGAUUAUGUUGCUAAAAAAGUCAGUAAGUCUGAGAUGGUGUAUGAAUACAAAGUAUCUUAUCGUGGUGGACCGCGAGAGCAUUUGGUUAAUUAUGAUGCUACAAACCAAACGAUACAGUGUAGUUGCAUAAAGUACUCUUUUGCUGGGAUCUUAUAUCGUCAUGCAUUGAAAGUAUUGGAUAAGAAGGAUGUUAGGAGAAUUCCAUCUAGCUACAUCUUGAAUCGAUGGAGUAAAGAGGCAAAAUCACGAAACAUAUUUUCUUAUCGUUCAGAGACAUUUAAUGGAACAGUAACGCAAUCGAUUGGAAAGCGUUAUAGCCAUUUAUGUCACAAUUUUCGUGAGAUUGCAUAUGUUGCUGCUGAACAUGUAGAAUUGACGAUGUGUGCGAAUGAAGCUGCAUGUGAAUUGCUUAAAAAAUUGGAGGAAAAGAAAAAAGAACUUGUGAAGGCUAAUGCAUGGAUGCUCCCAACUUCAAAUGUUGAACAUGUCGAAAGAGAAGAAGAAGACGAGGAAGUUCUAAAUACACGUGGAAUUAAAAGAAAAGCUACUGUUGGACGACCAAAGAACAAAAAGGUCGGACCCCACGGUCGAUAUUUGAAUGCUCUUGAAACGAAAAAACGGGGUACAUCAAAGAGAAAAUUAUCGUUUCAGGUAUUUGAUAAAUAA
Arabidopsis lyrata subsp. lyrata is the source of this 897-nucleotide messenger RNA. RefSeq names its product protein FAR1-RELATED SEQUENCE 9-like. Bases 1 to 897 code for a protein of 298 amino acids. Gene Ontology annotation, biological process: regulation of DNA-templated transcription. The record is from RefSeq and is a predicted model, not a curated record. Gene Ontology annotation, molecular function: zinc ion binding. The transcript has a single exon. Lineage: Eukaryota; Viridiplantae; Streptophyta; Magnoliopsida; Brassicales; Brassicaceae.